Micropterus dolomieu (smallmouth bass) is the source of this 1943-nucleotide messenger RNA. RefSeq names its product NIMA-related kinase 2 (gene nek2). Bases 292 to 1629 code for a protein of 445 amino acids. Lineage: Eukaryota; Metazoa; Chordata; Actinopteri; Centrarchiformes; Centrarchidae. Gene Ontology annotation, biological process: chromosome segregation; protein phosphorylation. Gene Ontology annotation, cellular component: nucleus; cytoplasm; centrosome. The transcript is spliced from 9 exons. Gene Ontology annotation, molecular function: ATP binding; protein kinase activity. The record is from RefSeq and is a predicted model, not a curated record.
GCAGGCCAAUCGCGACCAAGGAUUUGGGCACCAAUUUAAACCGAAAGCAAACGCUUCCUGUUUUGUUAUCUGCAAAACACACGAAACAAAAAGCCAAACAUUUGGUGUAUUUAUGAAUCAUUAUCAGCAACAAAGGCUUUCCCAGCACAAUAGAGAGCGAGGACGUCGCUGAUUUAAGUUUAUGUUUAACUUACAGCCGAGUCUGUCCUAAUGUUAAGUGGUUUAACAGCUAACGUAAGCUAACGUUAAGUCAGGUAACUUUGAACGUUAGAUUCGGCUGAAACAAGCAAGAUGCCAACCAGUGUGGAGGAUUACGAGGUGAUAUACACUAUCGGCUCGGGUUCCUAUGGAAGAUGCCAGAAAAUAAGACGGAAAUUUGAUGGGAAAAUCCUUGUGUGGAAGGAGCUGGACUAUGGCACCAUGGCGGAGAGUGAAAAGCAGAUGCUGGUGUCAGAGGUGAACCUCCUGAGGGAGCUCAAGCACCCAAACAUAGUGAGAUACUACGAUCGGAUCAUAGACCGGACUAACACCACGCUGUACAUUGUCAUGGAGCACUGCGAGGGUGGGGACCUGUCCACCCUCAUCACCCGAUGCAUCAAGGAAAGGCGUUAUUUGGAGCAGCAGUUCAUCUUGCGAGUCAUGACACAGCUCACAUUAGCUCUGAAGGAGUGCCAUAGGCGCAGUGACGGCAGGGCCACAGUUCUUCAUCGAGACCUGAAACCAGCCAACAUCUUCCUCGACAUCAGACAGAAUGUGAAGCUCGGAGACUUUGGCCUAGCGAGAAUUCUGAACCAUGACACCAGUUUUGCAAAGACAUUUGUCGGGACGCCUUACUACAUGUCUCCAGAACAAAUAAACCGGAUGUCGUACAACGAGAAGUCAGAUAUUUGGUCACUGGGAUGUUUGCUGUAUGAACUCUGUGCAUUAUCCCCCCCGUUUACUGCUUACAACCAAAAAGAGCUGGCAGAGAAGAUCAGAGAGGGAAAGUACAGAAGAAUCCCAUACAGAUACUCUGAGGAACUGAACACCUUACUCAGCAAAAUGCUCAACUUGAAGGACUAUCUGAGGCCCUCUGUGGAGUCUAUUCUCCAGAGCAGCCUGUUGGCUGAUGCUGUUGCUGAGGAGCAGAGGAGGGCACAGGUGCGACUUCGAAGGAGGUCUGUAGACUCUGACUGUCCCCUUCACAAGCCAGCAGAACCGACACCGGCCUCUGCCGCAGAGCUCAGACUCAAGGAACAGAUGCUGCGAGAAAGAGAAAAGGCCCUGAAGGAACGUGAGGAGAGGCUGGAGAAAAGAGAGCAGGAGCUUUGUGUUCGUGAGCAACUGUCAAAUGAGAAGCUUGCAAGAGCAGAGAGUUUACUGAAGAAUCACAACCGUCUACAGCAGCAGAGGGAUGUGAAGCCAUUCUAUGGCAAAGAGAUAGAUGUGGAGAACCUCUCCCCGGGCAAGAAGAAGGUCCACUUUGCAGGUGAGAGCAAAGAGAACCAGGGUCCUGAUGGACGUCUGAGUGUGAUGUCCCAGGAGCUGAUUUUGAGGAGGCUGCAGACGGCCAAACUGCGCGCUCAGAAACUGAGCGAAGUGGAGAAGACCUGUCAGUUUAAGAGCAGACAGAUACUCGGCAUCCGUUGAUCAUGCAGAUAUCGCUGUCUGACUUGUGACUGAAUGUGGAAGCUUCUGGAGGCCAAGAGUCAUAAUAACUGGAUGUAAAUCAAGGUUUAUAUGGUAAUUGAGUAGCUGUGAUGGUAGUGAAGCCAAGUGUUUCAAUCCUGUGUAUUGUAGUGUCUUAUUUAGGUUGACAGUUGGAUGUGUGGAUGUCAAUGACCUGUAUAUUGUUGGUAAAUAUAUUUAAGUCCCUUUUCUUUCACAAACUGCUUGGAAAUAGACAGACAGACCGAUUCUUUCUUGACUUGUAUGUGUAACAAUACAACAAAAUGUAAAACUUG